UCGGCGAAGGCGGAGAUAAUCAGUCUCUCCCCUGAUAUUUACUUCAUUUGCUUAAAUCUUCGAUUACCACAAUGAAUAUCAUGUUAUUCUUGAUAUUUGUGGUAAUAAUGUGUGCCAUGCACCAAGGGCCUGCUGUAUAUCGGGACCUUACGUGCAUGGAGCCCGAACCAGGAUAUGCCAAAAGAUUGUUUUAUUAUUUCACCGCAAGUGAAAUUGAGAAAGUCUGUCCAACGGUUACCGAUCUGACAUGGCGAAUUAGAACUGCGGUAUUCUAUUGUCUGCUGUGGAUGCUUCUUACCCUGAUGUUGGGCUAUGCGCCGUCGAUCGGAAAAACCGUCAAGGAGAAAUUGUCAGCCGCCGUGUCAAUGUUCCAAGAAUGGAGAGCUUGUCCUUCCCUCUGCCGUCACUGCGGUACUGCCCCGUGUCAGGUUAAAAGGAGAUCCUUGUGGAAGCCCUCCGGUACUCGUAAGAAAGACAAGGCGAAUUUCACAAAAAGGUCAAACGCUAUGAUGUUGUUUUACUAUGGACUAGAUCUGUCCGCGGUACUGACCAAAAAGCUGCGCUGGAAUGACCUUUACUUGGAGAGGAAGCUCGUCCAGCAUUUCGAGGAGGAGCAUUUGCGGUUGUUCCCACUCUGCAUCCAGCGUCAUAUCAACUACUGGCACCCUGUCCCUCGCUAGAUUCGUUUUGCCGUUCAAAGAGAAGAAUGUGGAUUGCAGUCGAUGGUGGAAUAGAAGUUUCAGAUUGAUGUCAGAGACUCGAUUUAUUUGCCUUCGUUUUUUGGUCACGAUCCGAUAUGAUUGGAAUGAUGUUUGGCCAAUGUGAUUUAGUACCUUAUAUUUGUUUUAUUGAAUUGUAACUCUAUGGAUCUUGACCACUAGUGGUUUCGUGAAGAACUGAACCGAUACCUGAUAAAUUGGCCAUUAUAACUUGGCUAGCAUUGUCCAGCAUUGGUCCAGUUUAUAAAUUUCGAUGGUGUUUGUUUGAUUGGUCAGUUGCUAACAUGUUUCUAUUGGCCAUUAGGUGAUUUGAGUAGUUGUGGAGCUGAAAAGUUGGCCAAGUAGCAUUGGUCAGUUCGUAGUCGAUUCGCCUUGUGUGGUUCCACACUGUUUGCGGCUAUCAUUUCGAACGUUUCUAACUCUGUCACAUCUUGAAAGCUAUCGGCCCCUCGUACAUUUAUGCUAAGCUUAGUAUUGUGGCAUAUCAAAAUAAAUUGAUUCUGCAAUGACCGCUAAUGGCAUGGUUUGGUGGUGUUGUUGUGGUCAGUUAUACAUUCGGUCAAACUGACCCACAGGUUUUGUAAAAUUACCAACAUUGUAUUAGUCAGUUUUACUUUUGCGAAUUUGUGUGGUAAC
Molecule: messenger RNA, 1355 nt
Organism: Mizuhopecten yessoensis (Yesso scallop)
Lineage: Eukaryota; Metazoa; Mollusca; Bivalvia; Pectinida; Pectinidae
Exons: 5
Coding region: 72-680 (202 amino acids)
Source: RefSeq, a predicted model, not a curated record